Molecule: messenger RNA, 8220 nt
Organism: Rhopilema esculentum
Lineage: Eukaryota; Metazoa; Cnidaria; Scyphozoa; Rhizostomeae; Rhizostomatidae
Source: RefSeq, a predicted model, not a curated record
AAUUAACGUACUUUGGGCUAGGUCCACCAAGAAACCAUUGAAAAUCUGUUUCAACAGGCUCAAACCCGAACCGAAAAAUCAAUGAAGAAUUUUUAUAAGAUCCACAUGCUCAAACUAAGAAGUAUAAAAUCCUGUACCCUUGGUACCAAAGUCGCUAAAGAAUCAAGUCGAACAGGUAAAUAUCAAGACGUAGAAAGUGAAAACGAAACAAAAACAACGGAAAGAUGUUGAAUGAAAGAUGGAACAUAGAGUGAAAAAAAGCGAAUGGAUAAAGGGAGUAGAAACAACCACCUGGCUAUAGACUUAAUCCCAGAUAGGGACUAAUUGUGGGUGACAGGGUACCCCUUGAAAAUUGAAGCGGAAAUAGCUGGACAGGAAAGAAAAACAUAAGAAUGUGUAUAUAUAUAAGCAAGUCAUCAGCUGUAUUGUAUGGUAUGGCCGUUUUUCAUUGGCACCCUACGUAAACCUUCAUCAAAGAUCACAGUUGCUAGCAGAAAAAGACAAACGUUAGAUUUAUAUUAUUUUACAAAAUGCAGUCAUCAAAAUAGGGUACUCCUUCUUGUAGCGUAGCAUCAAGAUUGAAGGAAUGGUAUAGGCAGCGCUUGACGUCCACAUGGAAGGGAUUAGUCUGAGAAGUUGGGAGUAGGGAGAGGUGUGGGGUCCUUCUUUGUGUGCAUACAUAUGGGGAUCUAGAUGGUAAGGAUGAAAGUGAGUAGGGUUGGGCGACGUUAUAUAAUAGAAGGGUGGAAUGGGCUGACUAGCUUGACUUCAAAAAGGUUGGAUUGUUAAAAGUUUAUCCGAAAACUUUGCAAGACCUUUCAAAUGUCAUGUCAAAUUUCUUGCCACUAUCCAUAGCUGCGGCCUUAACCAAGCCCCUUGAUAAUAUUACUUUUUGCAACUUCCAACCCAUUCUAACCCCCCCCCCUCCAUUGUGAUGUCCCCUAUGAUCUUUGUUAUGCUGUUAAGUGAUAAGUGAUACUAAAGUAAAGUCACCUUCUCAUUAAAGAAAUCCACAUCUUUAACGCAAAAUGCAUGUAAAUUGCUGCAUAUAUGCAUUGUCUCAAUUAAUGCCCUACUAUACUGCACAGCAAUACUUUCUAUUUCAAAAAAUGUUCAAAUGCUGUUCAAAUGAAAGCGUAUUACUGGUGUAAUAAUUACUUCGGUGUAGGAUAUUUUUCGCACUUUUUUCUAUUAAUUUUGCUCAUUUAGUUUCUCUAGAUAGUUUUGUAAGGUAGGUUUCUUACUAGGCCUACCGUAUAUUCAAACCGUCCAGAACAUAUAUAUUCUAUUAAAAAAAUGCUUCAAGAAAAGUGACAUGAGUUGAACAAAUUGGAAAUGAAUUUGUGUUGCAGCACAGCAGACUUUAAGAUAGCUGUUUGUUAUUUGAUUUCGUCAUUAAUUUCAAAAUGUCCUCGCUUUCAAUGACAUGAGAUAACGAUUCAAAAGAUUUUUCUAAAUCUAAAGUUACGAGAUAAGUUGUUUCAAUAAAGUCAUUUCUUGAAUGGGCAUGCAACACUCUUCUAGGAUACUAAUCUUUUAACAUAAGUAAUUACAUAGCUGUUUAUGAGCUCCUUAAAAUGUCUUGGUAACAAGGCGAUCCAGUAGCAGGUGACCGAGCUGUAUAUGUAGAAAAAAAUUUGUUUUCAAUAAAACGAAGCUCUUGCUGAUGAUAUUCGGUUUUAUUAUGCUUUGUGGUUUGCUUUUGUCAUUGUCUAAUUAUCCUUUUUUGUUUAUGCUAUGUUCAGUUCGUUCGCACUGUUUCUUAUAUAUGCAAGGUGAUCAUAACCAUUGAUCUCAAGGUAAUCCGUUUUGUGACCAGAUGCUAAAUUUGCAUUUAUACUGAAUGAAUGUUAAAGAGUGAUUGAUGAAAAACGAAAGUAAUAAUUAGAUAAGAGUUGAUUCGACAUGUGUUAGGACAGAGCUUCAUGGAAAAUUUCCCAUAAUUAUGUCUGUGUUAUCAAGAGAUUUUCUGUAUAGUCUAUUUAGAAAUUGAGCACAGUGACAAGAAGACUGAUAUUGCAAGUUAUUGGCAGUCUAGUGGAGCAGACUGUUUGAUUGACUUUUUCCAAGACCUAGGGAGUUGUUUCCUUAUCGCGCCAAAAUAUUGCCUCAAAAUAUUGUGAGGCAUAAAGUGUAUCAAAGGAGCCUUCUUUUCUAAAAAAGAAAGUUUGGAUUUUUGUCAUGGAAUCUUCAAUCAUGAAGAUGCAUUGAUCUAUCUUGUGCCGAAGUCCGUAGGAUGAUCAUAACGAUCUGGAUGGUGUUGGUCUCAUGUGCCGCUUUACAAGAUCAUUAGCAAGCAGGGGUGCUUCUCUGAUACAAGCAUCCGUUCUUGCAUUGUUGAUUCACCAAGACGGUUACAUUCGAUCAUGAAUUCGGUUACAUUUUUCAUUGACCAAAGUAGAGAUAGGGUUGAGGUUCAAAAAUUGUAUAGUUGAGAAACAGAGCCUGACUGGCUUUCCGGAAACCGUUACGUCACAAGUGAAACAAUCAAGAUGUACAAAGGUAACAGUACGAAGGUUACAGUAAAAGGAACUUUGCCUACCUUUUCGUAGAUAACACCACCUUGUUAUCAGACUGUAUUGAAAUAUAGUUUGUGAGAAUUCCAUCAAAGAUCGAUUUCUAUUCAAGAGCGAGCGUCACUUAUGUCAAGAUAAGAAUCGUGACUCUAAACGAAGAAUAUUUGUUUCAAUGUUAUCAUUUGGCUAAAAAGGUUAUAAUGGAACUGAUACGCUUUUAAAUGUAUUGCCUUUGCCUCUUUGACAACGGGAUAUUAUUAACUGGAGAAUGUGUUUGAUAUGAAUGGCGUCCAUUUGGAAGGAACAAUUGUUAAGCUCGAAAUUUGUUGGUAAAUCAGAAGGACUUGAUUAUUUAUCGACAGGAAGACGUUGUCCCUACACAGAUGGCUUUUCGACUGAUAUUUACGUAACAGUUAGAAACAUUCGCAUAACCUUUUUAACAGAAGAGCCAGCAGGUUCAAUUCAUUGCAAAGAAAGACGGAUAUCAAGUAAACCAAUUCUGCAUAUCAAGUGUUUUUACACGCAAUACGGUGUUAUGGAGUUCGUAUCGUCGUGGUCGUGUUAUUGAGUUCGUAUCGUCGUGGUCGUGUUACAAAGCAUGUCGCUAAACUGCAUGUCACAAGGAUCGAAGCGCCAAAGGACUAAGUAUUGCCAGUCGAAGGUGUCAAAAAUUCAAGAGGCAAUCACAAUGAGCGAAUACGAACAGAUCGGUGCUGCUGCUAUAGAUGAACGACUUCAGUUUGCAAAGUUUGCACUAGAGCAGCGAAGGUGGAAGUCAGAAGAACAAUCGAAAGUGCCUCCAGUUGGAAUUGAUUCCUUUGAAGACGAAGAGGAUUUCAAAAAGAUAAUGAAUGAAAACACGCCAUCAGCUGUUGAUCCCAGACUCCAAGCUCUGAAGGAGAAGCUGAAAGAAAGAAUUGACUUGCUACAGCAGCUAACGCAGCAAGAGAAGCUCUUCCUUGGUGCCGAGCAAGAAGAAGAAACUAGUGAAAUUUGUGAUAAUAGUUUAACUGGGACAACUGCUAAGGACUAUUAUCUAGUGCCAGGAAGAAGGGACACAUUCGUUUGCAAGGGUACCAAAAUGACGUUAUUUGGUCAGAUGUCGAACAAAAGAUGGAGAUGUUGGAUUGAAAUUGAUAAUUUGGUAUCAUCAAUGAAUAGUCUACUGCCUAACGCAGAAGCAAGUAGUGACAAAAACAAUAAUGGCGAAACGCUGUUUGAUAAGAAUAAGAAAUACCUUUCUAAUCUUACCAAGGAAGACUUUGAAAACAGAGGCUAUCCAAUGAUAGGCUCUGUGCCUACAAGCCUUGUCGAAGAACUGCAGAACUUUACGUCCUCUAACUGCAACGAGACCAAUCCUGAAGAAAUAAAAACUGCUGAGGAGGAAAAGGAUGCAUCGGAGAAAAAGGAUGCAUCGGAUGAAAAUGGUCGAGAGUUUGUAAAAGAAACUCCACCCACUUCACCGGUAUUGCAAAUGAAGGACACGAGUACUGAGGAAGAGAAAUCGCCCGCGCCCUAUUCCUCUCAUGCACGCAGAACCCCGCGGAAAACAAACUCCCAGUUGAGCUUUGAUGCGGUCUUUUUUGGUGGGGAUGCCCUGUCUAAGUCGCCUGCAAAGGAAAAUGGUUCCAAUUCACCUCGUGCUUUAUCAGGGAACUUUGGGAAUUUUCGCGAGUCGUUAUUUUAUCAGAGAGAAAACCAUGACACGGGUGCGAUCUUGCCGAGCUCUAAUCGUACAGUGGCUGAAAACAGGCGCUCUAAUUUAGUAGCCAGCUACUCUUUGCCCGGCGAUAGAGAAGACUCUCCAGCUUCUUCUGCCAAUAACAGUCCAGUAAUGCCUGUGAAACUGAGAGACGGGGGAUUUGUGAUUAAAAAGAAGUUGAGGCAGAAGGGAAUCAGCAUAAUUGUUGGUUCUUCAAGUUCUGAAGAAGAAAGUAGUGAAGAAGAAGCCCAAGGAGACGACGAAAAUAAUGAUAGAAAAAGUGAAACACCCAAGUCCGCCAAAAGGUUUUCUACAUCUGAUGUCACAGAGACAGCAACUUCUGAAAAGAACAUCCAGAAACGUUUCGCAGCAAGAUCUUCGUCUACUCUACCUCCACAAAAGAACCCCAGUACUGAUCUUCUCGAUCAAUUUGGCUUGAGGUCAGCAAGCGUCAGUGGAAACGAGGACAAACCUAAGUCUUUUCCGAAGUUCAAGGGCCCAGAUGUAAAGCCGCCAAGAAAUGAAAGGAGGACACUGAAAUUAUCAAAAUCGUCACGUAGAGGAUAUGGAUUUUAUUUGCAGACGUAUGUCUUUCCCGACAAAACUGGCGAAAAAGAUGUCAAAACGUUUGUUCGGUAUGUCGAAGAGGAAGGUCCAGCUUAUCUGGCUGGCUUGCGAGAAGGUGACGUCAUUGUAGAGAUCGAUGGUCAAAAUGCUGAAAAGAAGACUCAUGCUCAGCUAGUGAAUUCUAUCAAAAGAUCGGAACACGAGCUACUGUUGGUGGUGAAAUUUAUCGAUGCAGCAAAAAGAGCAGACUUGUGUAUAAACCUUAAAAAAAAGAGAGCAAAACUACGAGCGCGAGUCAGAGAAUUUGAAGAUCUUGUUGCGAAGGAAAGCGAUUUGUUGAGAGCAACUAAUAAAGAUGCCUCUGCGAUGGAGCGCUCGGACUCGGUCACAAGUUCCGGCAUCGGCUUGUCCGACGAUUCGUCCGAAAAUUUGGCUGCAAUAAACAACCAGGUAAUAAUACAAACUAGUAGAUUUGAAGAACAGUCGUCAAAGGUUGUCGAUUACGUCAAAGAAGUUCGGUAUAACGACGAUGGCACUCCCAACAGCGGCAAUGCUCGCACUCACAUAACGACAGCUUCCGAUCUUCUAAGCGCAUAUUCCACUACGGGAAACCUACCCGAAAAAUCAAAGAAGUCGAACCCGGUUCACCGAAGUCGCAGUUUUUCUGGAAGCGAGAAAAAGAUUGACCGCAAUAGUAUGCAGCCUAGAGGGCGGUUGAAUUCAAAGGAUGAUGGUUUCAUCACCGCAUCGCCCUCGUUAACGAAGUCGCGUCCGCCUGCAAAAAUUAUUUCCAAUCGAAAUUCUGCUUCAGAGUAUGGACAUCGUGAGGUCGCUGCUACAAAAUCAUUGCAACCCAAAGAAUCUUUGUUUUACGAUCCAUCGAAAGAUCGCUCGAGCUUGCCGGUCAAAACACGCUCUCACGGCGCGCAAAGCGAAAGAGCAAGAGCUUUGACAUCUAAUGAAGGGGCCCUAUCCGAUAUGAGCAAAACAGGGCUUUUGUCACAUUCUUCUAGAGACAGAGUUCUGUCGCGCAACUCAAGAGCUAAGUCUUACAAAAUCGCAGUUACGACAGGACAAGGCGCUGGUUGUACUAUUGUCGAAAAGGUCAUCACUUACGAACAAUCCAAAGAGCUGAAGGCUCCCGAAACGGAUUUAUGAUGACAUCGUGACAAUCUCCUGUCAACCCCGAAUUUUUCGGCAAUUGCAAUUUCUUCUUGAUACUUUUGGGGGCUAGCACCCGAUAAGAAAUUUUUUCGUAGCAAAAAUAUAAUUUCUACCUUUGAUAUAAUGAAAAUUUGCGAUCAAAUACUCGAGAAUGUGUAUCUAAGCAUUUUUUCAGUGUUGUAGACAAAUUAUGUAUUUACUGAGUUUAUCUAUAAUGAUAUUAGUGUAUUUCAAUCCCUCAACGAUCGAGGUACGAUAGACGGGUACAUCCGGAGUAUUUGAGGGUAAAUCCAAAAUUGUACACAAUGAAAAUUAUUUUCAAUGAUUAUUAUCUAUCCAUUGCAAUUUUUAUUUGUAAAUGUUCGUAAGUGCCAAGGUUUAGGAUUUUUUAGACAAAUUUAAUGAAAGCGAUUUUCGCUGGCCUUAAUGUAUGGAGCAUUAUUUUUCUUAACUUUAGUUAAAGAUAAGAAUAUGUGAUAAAAAUGUGGAUUUUCUUAUGUGAAUUUUCUGUGCAAAUGAACGUGAGUUGCCUACCUUUUCAUUUUAUGCAGCUUUCCUUGAUAACAGCAAAAAAAUAAUGAAGGCUUUAUACUAAAUCCAAAAAUACAACGUUUGCGAUUCGAUUGUAAUCGAUAAAAGGGAUGGAGAACAGGUUUCAGAGCUCAUAUAUACGCUCGAAUUUUUAUUCAUAAAAUUGAUAACUGUUUUAUUGCUUUAGUUGGACAUAAUGUUAGGAAUCUUCGACUUGUUUCGUGAUUAGUCAAUCUGGAAGAUAGUUCCGUAGAAUUCUUCCAUGAAGUAGAAUACCUUCUUUUCUAACGUAUUGUACAAAAUAGUUCAUGAUAGUUCAUAUUACUUUGCACUUUAGUUAUAUAGACACGGAUUCAAUCUUUCCCAGUGUCAGAGCUGUCAAUUUUAGCAUCCACCACACCUUCCUGAAUUAUUUGGAAAACGUAUGGCUUACAUUCCAUAUGGUUUUUUAAUCAACGUCCAUAUGAGUUCAAGCUGUCUUUCUUUCUAGUAAUCCCCUCGAUUAUUGGUAUUACGCUAAUAAAUAUCAUUAUGCAUCAUUAAGCUUAGGUUUUUCGAACAAAGUUUCCUCAUCAUGUCAGAAUCUGAAAUAUAGGCAUAUUUCAUCACCAACUUGGCCUUUGGCAACCUCAUUGAACACUGGGGGCCUGCCGCAUACUUGUAGCAAGAAAGAGGGCUGUGAAAAGUAAAAUCUGCUGACGAAAAUCCGUCCAAAUUUUGUAUGCUUAUGUAUGUUAAAGGCGUUUGAAAGUCAGCUCAAAGCAUCCAGUUUGCGGCCGAAAUUUCACUGUUUUCGGAGACGUAUAAGCCAUCCAAGUCGAAAGCACAGGGAAAACAUUUUUCUGAGAUUAUUUUGAUCCUAGAUUACGAUUUAAGCCCUGGUCAAACGAUCAAACAUUCAUCCAACAUUUCGCCCAAGAUGGUAUUGGGUGAAAUGUUGGAUCGUUUGACCACCUUGUUGGGUCACCCAACAUCGUAAAAUUCGAUGUUUGGCGGAAUUUGACUGAGGUCAAAAAUGUUGGCUGCCGACGUCCAACAAUUCUAUUGUUUUAGGUGUUAGGUGAAAUGUUGGAUCGUUUGACCACCUCAGCCAACAUUGUUGGUUCUGCGCACGCGCAGUUGGUUAAAGACCGCCAAAAUUCAAUCAUCGCAUUGUUGUUGACUUCUCGGGUUGAUUUUGUUCGUCUCGAAUCUCGCUUCGACUCUCGCUUUUGCUUACAAUUGAUAACAUUUAAAAUUAUGGACACGAUGAUGAAAGAUAACGAAUAUUUGUGCGCAAGUAAAGGCAACGAGUCCAGCAUCAAGCGUAAAUGGAGAGCCUGAAGCACAUAGGAGCUACAGGAAAGUGCAGGGGAACGAUUUUAGGCCAGAGGCUUUGAUUGGGGACGCGAUUCUCGCCCUGGAAGACCGCGAUAACAGUGAGAAUAGUGAGAUUGAUACAGUAUAGCUAUGGCGGCGAUUGCCUUUCAUUUUCUCGGAUCAAAAUGCGGCACAUCGUGAGUGUCUGGUCUGCCUACUGUUGCUAAGCAACAUCAAUGCUACCUCCUGCCCAGUCCCUUUUCGAUCUGCGCGAGAAAAUGUUGGGCGAUAAUAAUAUAAUAAAUAUAAUGAUAAUAAUCAAUAUAUUUACAGUAAGCAGGUAUGAUAUAGCUAUCUAUGUACAAUUUAUGUACAAGUUAUUUUAAGCCUACUUUACAAAAGUUUAGAAUAAAAAGCAAUUAAGAAUGAAUAAAUAAUAAU